AUGGAUGAUCCUGAGGGCGCUGGCCUUCCUUUACGGCGCCUCGACCAGGUUGCAUGGGCGUACGGCCGGUAUAAUCGUAUCUUUGAAGACCCAGACACUAUUCAGGAACGAAUUCCCAACACCGACUACCUCGACACCGGCAUCACCGCCAAGUCACCCUGGAUUAUCGAAGCGCCUUUGAACACAGUGCAAAUUAUCGAGGCUAUCUUGAAACCUAAGGAGCCCUUUCAAGUUUAUACUGCUCACCAUUUCCCCCGGGGAUGUGUAGCAGUUAGUGCCUAUCGGGGUAACAGAAAGCAGGAACUUUACCGAGAGUAUUGCCGCUUCCAAGGCCGUUUAGAAAGGGAUCGUCAAAUAAACUUCAUAAUGGUUACCGAUUAUGAUAUCUGGGCCAUUCGCGACGCUACAUGGGCGAUGUAUACACCGACUAUACUGAAUUAUAUUUCAAUUCCAUGGAGCUUUUGUGAGAGAAAGACUCUCGUAAAUCCUUGGGCUCUUGUUUUCCAUGGAAGAAACGACCCAGUCACACAGGAUUACCAGCACCGACUUGAGUUGUUGGUCGACAAGCUUGAUAUUGCCGGUCGCAGCAUUGAUUCACGAAGCUAUCUACGGCCUGGCACUAUCCCGCUUCCUGAGUGUAUCUGGGACUGGUUUGCUGGUAUCCCAGGCAAGGAGGAGGCUGCUCCUUAUUAUUGGCACGAAGAUGGUGCUUAUACCAUACAAGGGGAGAGCGCUAGGGAUACAGUGAUAUCUGAUUCAAGGUCAAAUGGGAUCAGCGAGAUUCUCAACUUCCUCAUUGUAUGGCUGCAGGCCGUCGAGACAUGUCGGCACCUAGGCAAAGCGAGCGAGCAAAAACUCCGAUCCUGA
Messenger RNA from Clonostachys byssicola, 867 nucleotides. NCBI's taxonomy places the organism in Eukaryota, Fungi, Ascomycota, Sordariomycetes, Hypocreales, Bionectriaceae. The record is from the annotation of a GenBank genome assembly.